Molecule: messenger RNA, 777 nt
Organism: Mesorhabditis spiculigera
Lineage: Eukaryota; Metazoa; Nematoda; Chromadorea; Rhabditida; Rhabditidae
Source: the annotation of a GenBank genome assembly
AUGGAGAUCGACUCGAAAAUCAAGGCUUACCGCUUCGUCGGCUAUGCGGCCGUCACCUUCUCGGCUGUCGCCGUCCUCUCCGUCUGCAUCACUUUGCCGAUGGUGUACAACUACGUGCACCACGUCCGCCGCCAGAUGCACAUGGAGCUGAACCAGUGCAAGGGAUCCGCCAAGGACGUCUGGAACAGCGUCUACAGCCUCAAGGAGAUGCCCGUCCACGGAAACAGGACGGCCCGUCAGGCCGGACACGAUGACCAGUGCUCUGGAUGCUGCUUGCCCGGACCCGCCGGACCUCAGGGAGCCCCCGGAAAGCCCGGAAAGCCCGGAAAGCCCGGAGCCCCCGGACUCCCCGGAAACCCCGGUCGCCCACCACAGCAGCCUUGCGAGCCGCCCGGAGAGAAGGGACCCGACGCCAACCCCGGACCCCCUGGACCCAAGGGACCCCCUGGACCUCCCGGACCCCCCGGAAACCCCGGAGCCCCUGGACAGCCUGGAGAGCCCGCCAAGGCCGAGCCCGUCGUCCCUGGACCCCCUUGGACCCCAAGGACCCCCGGCCCACAGGGACCCCAAGGACCCCCCGGACAGAAUGGAGCCGAUGGCAAGCCCGGCGAGCCUGGACAGAAGGGACCCCCCGGACCCGACGGAGAGCCCGGACAGGACGGAAACCCCGGAACUCCCGGACACCCCGGCCAGCCCGGACAGGCCGGAGAGAAGGGUAUCUGCCCCAAGUACUGCGCCAUCGACGGAGGAGUCUUCUUCGAGGACGGAACCCGCCGU